AUGCCUCCGGUAAGCCCCAAGUCACCUUUCCCCAUGCUGUCGGCCAUCUCCGCGAGGCCCUACACGGCUCUACUAACCCGCGCUUGCGAACAGCGACACCAGACCCUCCCGCCCGCGCAGACGUCGUCAGCGCGCGCCGCCAUGCAGUCCUUCUACUGCGACCUUUGCUCGAAAGGCUACUCGCGGAUGAACGACUACGAAGCCCACCUGAGCAGCUACGACCACAGCCACCGGCAGCGCAUGAAGGACAUGAAGCAGAUGGUCAAGGACCCGACGGCCGGCGCGCGAGCUCGAAAGGCGGAAGCCAAGGCCGACGGGCUGAUCAGCAUCAAGCUGGGCGAUGCCGGCGCGAAUAAUAACAACAGUGCUUCGGCCGCUGGUGGUGGUGGCUUCAAGAAGGGCGGGUUCAAGAAAUCGGGCUUCAAGAGCGCCUUCGCACCGCCGGUCGCGGAAGACGAGGCCAAGGAUGAGAAAGAGAAGGAGAGGGAGAAGGCUACGAUACCGGGCAGAGAAGAGAAGGCUAUACUGAGGGAUGAGAACGUGGAGAGCGAUACGGACGAUGAAAGGUAUGAGGUCUACAAUCCGCGAUUCCCUACAGAGUGA
This is a messenger RNA of Anthostomella pinea, 603 nucleotides long. Lineage: Eukaryota; Fungi; Ascomycota; Sordariomycetes; Xylariales; Xylariaceae. The record is from the annotation of a GenBank genome assembly.